Dreissena polymorpha is the source of this 6162-nucleotide messenger RNA. RefSeq names its product TPR repeat-containing protein DDB_G0287407-like. The record is from RefSeq and is a predicted model, not a curated record. Lineage: Eukaryota; Metazoa; Mollusca; Bivalvia; Myida; Dreissenidae. Gene Ontology annotation, cellular component: Cul4-RING E3 ubiquitin ligase complex. Bases 132 to 3968 code for a protein of 1278 amino acids. Gene Ontology annotation, molecular function: ATP hydrolysis activity; protein binding. The transcript is spliced from 28 exons.
AAACAAACGGAGGCAACAUUACCACCAAACUGUCCACUUCACCAACCAAGCACAAUUAAUAUAUUUAAUUGGUAGCUUACUGGAAAACGCAAGAUUAUACUGUAUUAAGAGACCUGAAAUAUUCCUGAGAAAUGGCCAAGCUCAAAGACCCGAGAACAGUGAAGAUAUUCUUCUCAUCUCCGUUUGGGGGCAUGGAAGAAGAGAGGGAGGAAUUGACUCGGCGCUACUGGCCCCAGAUUGCUCACCUCUGUAACGCCCAUGGCCUACAGUUUGCUGCAGUGGACAUGCGCUGGGGCAUCACAGCGGAAUCCUCGGACAAGGCCCAAGUCAUCAACAUCUGUCUGAGGGAGAUUGACAGAUCUGAUAUGUUUAUUGGUUUCUUUGGACAGAGAUAUGGAUGGCAUGGUGCAGAUGAUGCGUCAUUGCAGAAGAAUUUUGACAACGCAGUCUCUCGCUAUCCAUGGUUAGAGGAAGUGAGAGACAAAAGUGUUACCGAACUGGAGUUUUUACAUGGAUUUCUUAACAACCCCGGCAACAUUCCAGCAGCAAUAUUUUUUCGUGACAAGGUUUUUGAUGACAGAAUGCUGGAGGAAGGGGAAAAGACAGGGGACAAGAAGCAGGUGUUCAAAUACUCGGCAGAGAGUGAGCUCUCCACUAGGCUGAUGGAUGAUCUCAAAAAAAGAGUAUGGGAAAACAAGAAUGAGAGUCUGGGAGUUUAUAUGGACUAUAAAACACCAGCAAAGGCAGCCAGCAUCAUGUACACCACAAUAAUGGACUACCUGCGUACCACGCUACUGGUCGACCUGGCCUCACAGCGUAGGACUGCACGGGAGGAGGUGCUGAGUCAGCAUGAUGCGUUCCUGGCCAGCAGGAGCAACGUGUUUGUGCAGGGGGAGGCCUACCUCAGUGUCCUUGACAGGCAGCGGGAUACUGAAGCAAGAAAACAUGUUGUAGUCACCGGGGAUACUGGUGUUGGCAAGUCAGCAUUGCUGUGCAACUGGAUAUCCAAGCUCAAACAGGACAGAAAUCUAGCUGUUGUCUACCAUUUCACAGGAUUUGCUGACAACAGCACUGAUAUUGACAGCCUGCUGUCAAGAAUAGCCGGAGAAUUUGAGCAUAUUCUCAAUACUUUGCUGGGAGUGGACCAAACAUCAGGGGAACCAUCCGAAACCAUAGCAACCAAACAGGAAGUGGAGAAGGAUACCACUCGGUCUCUGGUUCAGAGACUGCUGGCAGCAAUGAGUCAACUAGUGGGCCUGGGGAAACUGCCUGUUCUGAUAGUGGAUGGGGUUGACAAAGUUACAAACACCAGCCAGAUUUCUAAGGUCCUGUACUGGUUGCCAGUCAACUUUCCCACUGGCUGCCUUGUUGUGGUUUCCACAUUGUCAUCUGAUGUGACAAACUUGCAGGAGCUGGAAACCAGAAACUAUCUACGACUUACUGUUGAACCCCUUAGUGUUGACAGCAAACGUGAUAUGAGCAUUAGUGUGCUAGGUGCCAGUGGGAAGGAGCUGUCCCCACCCCAGCUAGAUCGCAUUGUGAACGCUGAGAUGACCAGAAUUCCUCUAUUCUUGAAAAUUGUCAUGACGGAGCUGAUUGCCUAUGGAUACUUCCGGCUGCUGGACAAGAAGAUUGACUCUCUUAUUCAUUCUGAAAGCAUUGAAAAGUUGUUCCAGCACGUGAUAGUGAGACUGGAGGAAGAUUAUAAUGUGCAAGAAUACACAGGAAAUCUAGUGGAAAAGGUGAUGUGCACCAUACAGCUGUCUGGUCAUGGUUGCUCAGAGACCAUGCUGAAGGAGCUCUACUCUAUUCCAGACCAAGUGUGGUCGCCACUCUACUUUGCACUGGAGCCUCUCAUAGUGCGUCAGUCCAGCAUGAUCAAAUUUGGAUUCAAGCAACUUGGAGAUGCUGUGGAGAAGAGAUACCUUGAAGAUAUUGACAAAAGAAAUCACUAUCUUGAGACGAUGGUGACAUAUUUCAACGCAGAACUAAAAGAACUUGACAAGAGUGUAAUAACACACAUUGACCAACUGCCAUAUUUCCCCAUAGCCAAUCAGCUGCCAGACCUGUUGGUCACCCUUGGCGACAGGAACAGGCUGGCAGAAUGCAUCGCUAACUUCUUUGUGUUCUCCUACCUGGAGAAGACGAACUUAUAUCAUCUUAUCUCACUAUGGCGGGAAACUGGGCUGAGUGGAGACGUGAUUGCUAAGCAACUGUUGUCAACUUUCGAUUUACGCCUUGUGCAGAUAUACACACACCUAGAGGAAAGAGACCAACUGAAAAACAGUUCCCCACCUGGAAUGUUGCUUGUGACAUUUUUGAGUUCUGUCAACACGUUCCUGGAUACUGCUGGGUUACCACAGGGGCAGUCAGCCGUGUUAGAGAGGGGUGUACGAAUAGUGUCUGAAGGCUUGAAGUCUGAAAAGGCUCAUGCUGAUUGGUUGAAGACUCUGAGCUCACUGCAGUACAGGCUGGCCUGUGCCCUCUGUGAGAACCCUCACACUGCAGAGCGAGGCAUCAAUCUACAUCAAGAACUGCUUGCAGACACAGAAAAGACUAUGAAGGAGGAGGUGUCCAAUAAAUACCUGCUUAAGCGGAUGGGAAACUAUUGCCAUGGUAUCGGAGUAGGCUACUCAACACUGGGGGAUUAUCAAAAGAUGAUCGAAUACACGGAGAGGUCCAUAGAGUACCACAUGCAGACUGGGAAACCUAACAUGUCAAGCAUAGCUGGCUCCUGGUCCAAUAUUGGCAUAAGUUACAUGAACUUGGAGAAAUACAACACUGCCCUUGAAUACCUGCAGAAAUCAAUACAGGCCUUGGAAGACUACUACUUCCAUGAGGUGCCCCCCAUUAUUGGAGAAAUCCUCACUAACAAGGCCCUAUGUCUACGCAAAAUGAACAGGCUGGAUGAAGCUGAGGCCGAAUACCAGAGAUCCCUCAAAGUGAAGAUCCAAGCAGUUGGUAGAGACCACAAAAUUGUUGCCCUUACCUUUAUGAACCUUGGUACAUUGGAGACGAUAAGAAACAACUAUGGGAAGGCUGUGGAGUACACAAAACAGGCCCUUCAAGUAUACGAGAAUCUAGGACAGUCAUGGGACAAUGAGGCUUACAUCCAGGUCUGGGAGAACCUCCUUCAGUAUCAAACGAUAGGGGAGCAGCAGUUUGAAGAGGCAGACAAGAACUUCAUGAAAAUAUUGGACUGGAGGGUGAAGGACGGAAGCAUGGACCGUGUCAUACCUAGCCUCUACAGAGAGAUGGCACGCUACUACUUGAGAGCAGCAAUGUGGGAGAGUGCCUACAAAGUGUGCACCGCCUUACUGGGAUCUGCCCAUGCAGCUGAUGUGGAUGGCAUAGCGUACAUUCUGAUGGACAUGGCGCUACAAAACCUGCCCGAGUCCAAACAGCAAGAGAUGCCUGAGGAGUUUACGCUGGCACAUGCUGUGGAACUCUUCCCAGGCAAUGUUAGCCUCACCAAACAGUAUUGCUGCUCUACGUUAAUACCAAACAACAACCCUGCGGAGGUAGUUCGAUUGGUCAACAUACUUCACGACUCGGGCGAAAUGGGAGUGGAUAACUAUCACCUGUCAUGUGACUGGUGUGUUAUGCCAACAGGGGAGGUAAACCUCGACUGCCAGCAAGGGAUCGUGGAAGAGGGGCUGCUGAAAUAUCCAGAGGACCAGAACCUACAUCUUAACAUGGCAAAGAUUUUACGAAAACGAAACCAGGCACCUCAAGCCUAUCCCCAUGCACUGAAAGCUUUGGGCAACAUUGAUCCAGCAACAAACAUCCCGUUGACCCUUUUUGUGGCGCAGACUGCUAUCCUUUCAGGCCUGUGUGAUGAUGCCGAAAGAUUUUGUCAGACGGUCGAAGAGAAUUGCGGAGAAAAUGAGUCUGCUAUGAAUUCUGUACAGCAAAUAAAGGAGUGGAUUGUUGAAGUUAGAGAAUAUCAACAACAACAGCAACAAUAAGAAGACCAAAAUCAGUCGGAAUAGGCAAUCUAUAAAGGAGCUAGAUUUGCACUGUAACUUGAUAAAAAGACCCUUUAUUUAGUUAUAAUUCACAGAAGUUGACAUCUAAUAACAUUUAACGUUUCCAACACUUUCAAAUUAUAAGAAGUGAUUAUUAAAAAAAUAAACCUUUGAUUCCUAAAUGAGUGUUCAUAACAUUCUUGGCUUAUGCACAUAGUGUGAAUCAAAUUUAGAUACAUUAUUUGUUUUUGAAUCUUAAUACUUAAUAUUGUGAUUGAAUUUUAACUUAAGGUUUGAUACUGGAAAUACCAAGCAACUGUACCUGUUACGGAUGAAACAAGAGCUCUUCAGUCAGACAGAUGCCCCCAAAAACAGGGCCUUGACACAGGAUUUUUUUGCAACAAAACUUACCAUAAAAGUUUAUCCUAUCAUAUUGGUGUUUCUUAGCCACUUAAAUAAGUUUUUAGUAUCAAGCCAAUUUGUUGACGAGUUAUUUAUCCGAAUCUAUUUUCACACUUAUUGUGACAGGGACCUUGACCUUUGACCUAGUGACCCCAAUUUCAAUAGGGGUGAUAUAUUGUCCAAGGUCAAUGCUCAUGGAAAGUAUCAAGCCAAUGAGUGAAUCAGUUGAAAAGUUAUUGAUCGGAAACGAUUUCACACUUAGUGUGACAGUGAAUUUGACCUAGUGACCCCAAUUUCAAUAGGGGCCAUCUACUGUCCAACGCCAACGCAAAUGGAAAGAAUCAAGCCAAUUAGCCCCUCCGUUCACAAGUUAUUGAUUGGAAACAAUGUUCAAUCUUCUGACAGUGACCCAAUUUUCAAUAGGGGUCAUCUAAUGGCAAAGGCCAAUGGACAUGGGAAGUAUCAAGCCAAUUGGUAAAUCCGUUCACAAGUUAUUAAUUGGAAACAAUUUUCACUAAGUAUUACAGUGACCUUGACCUUUGACUUAGAAACCCCUGAAAUGAACUGGUGUACCGAAAGACCAACCGACUGACAUCCAGCAAAACAAUAUACCCCCUCUUUUUCGAAGAGGGCAUAACUAGGACUUUGGAAAGUUAAAGAGAACAAAGCCAUAUAUAUUAAUAUUAACUGUACUGUAGAUAUUUUAAUGAAGGUGUAUUGUUAAAUAGAUGUAAUCCAAGUAUGUUUAUAUGCAUGUUUCUUGUUUCUUAUGGGAUUUUAUUUUACAUUCAAUUUUGUAUUUCUUUAGGCUUUAUUUUAAUUUUAUUAGCAUGUUUUCCGGAUGUUUCCUUGAGUAGAAUGAUAUAGAAUAUGUUUGCAUAUUUUGUGCCACAUAUUGCAGUAAUUGUUGGUUUUUAGCUACAUUUUUAUCAAAGAUAUCUAACUUUGUUUUGCAUAAUAUUGUGUAAUAUCACAACUUAUGUUCAUAAUAUUUGUGAUGUAGCUGGUUUAGUGAGUGCAUUUAGUUAAAUAUAUAUACAUGUUGUAUAUAUAUAUAUAGAGAGAGAGAGAGAGAGAGAGAUUGGAGAAAUAUGCUGUUCAAACAGUGCUAAUUACAUAUUUUAUACAUAUGCCCUAGCACUUUCGACUUUUCGUCUUCAUCAGGGGCUUGUCAACACAGAUAUGGUUGUACAUGCAAUAUUGGACAUGAUAUAUAUAUAUAUUCACACAUAUUGCCAGUUAUGUCUGGUCUCUGAUUUAGAAAUAGGUUUUGGGGUUCCGACUUUAGACACAUGUAUCUCCAUACCCUUUUUUAUCCGAUAUCGACACGAAUUAUAUAUUAUCAGCAAAUACUUGCCUGAUUUUAUGAAAAGUAUGCAUCAAUUAUGGACCUUUCAUGUAUGUGCCAUGAACGUGUUGCUCAUAUUGAUAAGUGUUUGAUAAAAUGAGUCUAAAUUGUAUCUGUGAUGUAUGAACUAUAGCAGAAGACUGCGAGAUUUUUUAUUUUAUAGCCUUCCUUUUAUUUGGUAAAUUUUAUGUGAUUCAGGAUUUUUGUCCUGCACUCUAAGACAAUUUAUUCCUCUUGUUUUGUGAUGUUUUCCUCUCAAUAUUUAUAAAAUUAUUUUUAUGAAAUUUUGUAUGUAAACUCUUCAGGUUAAAUGCUAUUGCAUUUGUAUUUUAUGUUGCAUUUUUAUUCUAAAUUGUUGUAUACUACUUUUUUACAAGUAGUAACAUUUGAAACACUUUAUGGUUAUACAUAUUUAAAUUUUAGGUACAUAAAUGAUAAAAGUAG